Molecule: messenger RNA, 1005 nt
Organism: Cladophialophora carrionii CBS 160.54
Lineage: Eukaryota; Fungi; Ascomycota; Eurotiomycetes; Chaetothyriales; Herpotrichiellaceae
Exons: 2
Coding region: 1-1005 (334 amino acids)
Biological process (GO): tRNA modification
Molecular function (GO): RNA binding
Source: RefSeq, a predicted model, not a curated record
AUGAAUUCACCCGGUGCUGAAGGCCGACCUUCAAAAAGAGCGAAGACAGAUAAUGAGACCACCACCGAAGGCCCAGCACCUCCCAAAUCGAAACCCGGCAAACACCAGUCGGCGGCACAGAAGGCACAGAGUUCCAAUCAGUCUCGCGGCAGACCCACCAACCGACAGCGAGCCACAAUCAGCGCGUCCGGAAUCCACAAUGGUGAUGUCGGGAUACUGGUCACAAGCGACAAAGGCCAGGAAAAGAAAUGCUUGCAAGAACUAUCAGACUUCCUUGCAGAGUUCUUUGAUCAGGAAGACCACUCAAGGGCGGCAGCGAUGGAUGAGGAUCACAAGGAGACUGUUACGGAGAAGGAAGUGGACAUUGAAGCUGAUAUCUCUGCUGAGCUAGACUCUCUGCGGCCUCAGGGACCGGGCACAGAUGGCGCGUCACAACAACUUUCUUUGGUAACGCUGGACAUACCCUGUGUCUCCUUUGUCCGAUUUCCAGCCAAAUCUACAGUUGACCCCGUUGAAGUCGUACGCAAGAUUUGUCUAACUGCGUCAAAUGGGGACCGGGCUGGGCUGCGAAGUCGGUACAUCAGGAGGCUUACUCCAGUCAGUCUGAUGAGAAAGACGCUGAAUGAGGGCCUCGCGACACUUUGCAGCCAGAUACUGCCCAAGCACUUUCGGGUCGAGAGCGAAGCUGAAGACGCUGGAAACCAUCGCGAGAGCAAUCUGCGCCCCUCCCAAACACCCUGCAAAUUUGCUAUCCGCCCAACCAUCCGCAACAACAAUAAAAUCAACCGAGACGGAGUGAUCCGGACCGUUGCAGACAGUGUGGCCUCCUUGGGCAAGCACACGGUCGACUUAAAGGGCUACGACAAGCUUAUCCUCGUGGAUGUGUAUCGAAAUGUCGUUGGCAUGAGUGUGGUUGGAAGCGAAUAUGAAACCCUGAAGAGGUUCAACCUGGCUGAGCUCCAGGCCAGUCAGUUCGGAGAUGAUGACAAGGACGAGAAAGUCUGA